Molecule: messenger RNA, 918 nt
Organism: Clonostachys rhizophaga
Lineage: Eukaryota; Fungi; Ascomycota; Sordariomycetes; Hypocreales; Bionectriaceae
Source: the annotation of a GenBank genome assembly
AUGUCCAAGCUACUCAAAAAGAAGGAGGUCUUCACGGUGGUGACGCCAAUCCCCAGCUACAUCCCCCGGCGUUUGGCCCUCGACAUCCUCCACUCGCACUCCGAAGUCAUUACACUCAACCCGCUGGUCCUGGGCCACACCAAGAUCAGCCCUCCCGACAAUGCGUCCCCGGACGAGAUGCACAGCACCUGGUAUGCCAUCCACGAGCGGGUACAGGUCAUCCCCGGCACCGGCAAGGUCGGGGCCAAGGAGAUCACGUUCAACGGCUGCUUCCACGACAUGCCGUGGGGGCUACAGACGCACAUCUACGCCCCGUUCGGCAUAGACAUGCGGGUUCGCUAUCGCAUCGCCGGGAACCAGCCUGGUGUAGAACCGCCAGAGCAUCGUGAGCUUGGGUUCGACUCGCUUGACAUCCCGGCGGAUGGGCUCUACCUUCGCGAGGAUAUCGAGAUCCGGUGCAACAUCAGUAUCGUGAGCUUCGUCAAAGCGCAAGCGAAAGCAGCGUCCAAGGAUAUGGUGGACAGAAUUAUUCGGAAGGCCGAGCUGCUUGAUUCCGGAGCGUUGAAGGCAAUGAUGGCCCCAGAUGGCCGGCUCAAGACGCUCAACCCCAAUGAUCUGUCGCAGAAGAAUCGCCCAGUAUCGCAGAGUCCUGCACAGCAACGAAUGUCCAUGAUACCCGAGCCACCGCAGUAUCCGCCUGAUUAUCAACCACAUCCGAUGUAUGCACAAGCCCCGGUAAUGAACCAACAAGCAACACCUCGGCAGUAUCCGACAGGCCCGGACUAUUACAACCAAUUCAACCAGCAGUACACGGCGUCGAUUCCUGGUCCAAACGAGCAACAGCAACAACAAAGAUGGGCUCCUCCGCCAAUGGAACUUCCAGGAGAUUAUUAUUAUCAGCAUGGGGGAGCGCGUUAA